AUGUCAGCACAAGAGAUCACCGUUCCGGCGCCUGCCGACUUCCACGUGCACCUGCGACAGGGGCCCAUGUCGCAGCUCGUCACACCGCACGUUGCCGAAGGCGGCAUCUCGCUCGCCUAUGUGAUGCCCAACCUCGUGCCUCCCAUCACCUCGGCCCAGCAGGCCGCUGGCUACCUCCAGUCCCUUCGCAACCUCGCACCGCAAACCAAGUUCAUCGGCACGCUCUACCUCUCCUCCGCCCUCACACCUGCUGAGAUCGCCGAGGCCGCGAAAGAAGGCGUCCGCGGCGUCAAGAGCUACCCGCGCGGCGUCACCACCAACUCGGACAGCGGCAUCGAGGACUACGAGACCUACUACCCCAUCUUCGAAGAGAUGCAGAAGCACGAUAUGGUGCUCAACCUCCACGGUGAGGUGCCGUCCAACGCCGACGCGGGCAUCUGCGUGCUGAAUGCCGAGGAGAAGUUCUUGACCCACCUGUUCAAGAUCCACAAGCGGUUUCCGAAGCUCAAGAUCGUCCUGGAGCACGCGACGACAAGAAAGGCGGUGGAGGCUGUCAAGGAGUGUGGCGAGACGGUGGGCUGCACCAUUACGCCGCAUCACCUCGAGCUGAUUGUGGAUGACUGGGCAGGAAAGCCGUUGAACUUUUGCAAGCCCGUUGCAAAGUAUCCGGACGACCGACAGGCUUUGCGCGACGUGAUCCGCGAAGGCCACCCACGCUUCUUCCUCGGCUCGGAUUCGGCCCCGCACCCGUUGGCCAACAAGUACCCCUCGGCAGUGACGCACGGCGCACCGGGAACAAAAGCCUCGGCGUCGGGCGGCGAUGACCUCGAGCCGACAGGCGUCGUCUCGUGCGGCUGCGCAGCCGGCGUGUACACCUCAUCGAUCCUCGUUCCGCUCUGCGCUACGCUUCUGGAAGGCUUUGGCGCCCUCGACCAGCUGGCCAACUAUGUCAGUCUCAACGGCCGAAGGUUCUACGGCUAUGACGACGAGCAAGAACUCUCGCAAGGUAGCAUCAAGCUUCGCAGGGCAGGCGGCGGGUCGAGCGCGGCAACCGUUCCGGCCGUCUAUGUUCACCCGGAGUUCCGUGACGUUCCUGAUUCCGACGCAAGCAAGGUGCAGGUGGUUCCGUUCUGGGCGGGCAAGCGAUUGGGAUGGGAGAUUGUUCGUUCAUGA
Molecule: messenger RNA, 1173 nt
Organism: Kalmanozyma brasiliensis GHG001
Lineage: Eukaryota; Fungi; Basidiomycota; Ustilaginomycetes; Ustilaginales
Product: Amidohydrolase 2
Exons: 2
Coding region: 1-1173 (390 amino acids)
Biological process (GO): pyrimidine nucleotide biosynthetic process; 'de novo' pyrimidine nucleobase biosynthetic process
Cellular component (GO): cytoplasm
Molecular function (GO): dihydroorotase activity
Source: RefSeq, a predicted model, not a curated record